AUGUUCAAAAAGAAUUCGCUUAGAAAACACGGGAGCCAGUCGCCUAGCGGAUCCAUAAGAGCGGUUUCGGGAACUUCUCCCGUGCCCUCUUUCAAUGCAGUUACGAAUGCAAUUAAAACAGCAGGACAAAAAGAUUUAUCAGACGGGUUGGAUUCGAAUCUCUUCCGAGUGGAUGAUUUGCACCAUUACGGAGUUUCGGGUGCGGUUGUGUCGUUCGCAUACGAUCCCAUACAGAGCUUACUGGCACUGUCAACAGACGAGGGUAAGGUUUAUGUGUAUGGCCAGCAGAGGGUGGAAGCUGUUUUCGAGCUCAAGACACAUCUUCCAAUAACCACGUUGAAGUUUUUGAGAGGAGUGUUUGUGGUAGCAAUUGACGCCAAGAGCACCAUCUUCACGCUGUCGUUGCAUACCAAUAAGAUCAUCUCCACCUACGUUGCACCUGCUCUCAUCACUGCGAUCGACGUUGACUAUUCACUGGAAUAUUUACUUCUGGGGCUCCAAACCGGAAUUGUAUGUGCCUUUGACAUCGAGAGAACACUUUUUGCAGAUUUUCAGCUGGCGAAUUUGCAAAAGGAGAUCAUGCCGAACGUGGAGACUUCGCCCGUGGUGGCUGCGAGAUGGCACCCCAGAGAUUUUGGCACCAUACUGGUGGCCUACAACUACGUGGUGGUGUCUUACUCGAUAAUUGAGGCUAAGAUCAUUAAGACCUUCGUGUAUGAUAUUCCCAAAGGAGCUCCUGGUGGAGAGAACGCCAGACCCGAAUUCGAUAGGUUUGGGGUCUACAAGCCCAAGGUGCGCAACGCUCUGUGGCAUCCCAACGGUCUCAACAUAGUGGUACUUCACGAGGACAAUUCCUUGGUGUUCUGGGAUGCCAAGACGGAAACUUUGCUGCAAGCACGGACAUUAUUUGACACGUAUGUGAACGUGCCGGCAAAUGGACCUUCGUUUGGGUCCAACAGGAGAGUGACUCCGAUCAUCAAGUUGGCGUGGCUGUGUCAGAACGACCCGGAGUACACCUCCCUGCUGAUAUGUGGAGGAGACUCAGAGGCUAGCGAGGGGGUUCACAAUCUUAUCAGAAUGGACUUUGGAGCAGCUCCGAAGUACUCCAUCACGUCGUACGAAAAGAUGGGCAAAUACUAUGCCCAGCCCAUCGAGCAACGGGUGUUCCCGGUUCACUCCUCCUCAAACAUCGUGGAUUUCUUCCCACUUGGAGAGUCCUCUCCGUAUUUCUCUGGAAACCACAACCCCAAGAUCGUGGCCGUUCUUUUCGAGAAUGGCGAGCUCAAAUUCAUGAACUAUCCAACUGGAAAUUUGAGUUAUACUGCCGAGCUUUUCCCCACAACGGUUGCGUGGCUCAACCCAAAGAUCACGUGCUCUCUUUCGUUUGCGGUCCCAAAAACAAUGUGGCUAGGAAUGUUGUCAGCGAAAAAGCGUAAACUUGGCGCUCUUUUGAAGGGAGGAACUCCAGCAAGACACAGAUAUAGAAAGUUUGAUCUCAAGUCUGUGGUGGUAACCGGUCACGAGAACGGUUAUGUCAGAUUGUGGGACUCUUCUGCGGGUGAGCUAGACAGUGACUCUUUGUUUGAGAUUGACAUAUCCCGAAUUUUGCUCGAUGAUUCCCCCGAGUUUGGGAUAAAGAAGGUGUCGUUUGCCCCAGAAACCGCCGAGUUAUCUUGUGCUUUGUUCAACGGGGACGUUAUGCUUUUCAAGUACCAGAAAAACCGCAACUUUCUGCCGACUGUGGGUGACUUGAACAGACGUCUGUCCAGCAUGGAGAUUAAAAAGAAUGACAAAUUAUUAAACGAUAUAAGUGAUCGAGCACCAAGGGAUAUUUCCGAGGGGUUCUUACCCUCUUCAUUGCUCAGGGCCAGAACCGGUACUGUGACUGCGGUGUGUAACAGCAGCGUGGGAUUCGUGGCUGUUGGAUAUGAGGAUGGUACCAUUAUUGUUAUUGACAGAAGAGGCCCGGCAGUCAUAUACAACGAUACUCUCAAGGAUAAGGGUCUUGCAAUCAAGCUGGUGGCCACUUCUAUUGAAUUUGCAAACUCCCCUCAGUGCAUUGAGCAGGGAGCCCUCUUCACGAUGUAUGUUGGAACGAGCAUAGGAAGACUUCUGACGUAUGACAUUGCUCGACUACCCAAUAGGCGUUACGAGGUCAAGUAUUCUGAUUCUGCGGAUGCUAACGAGUCCGAAAUCUUGACCAUUCUUCCCUUGAUGGCCGAUUCCGGAAGACCCAACUACGCAACCAUGGGGUUCACACCUUCUUCAGAGACAUCAAAUCUGGUUGUCACUGUCUCUUCGUCUGACAUUCGUGUCUUGAAAGGAUCACAAAAGGUUGCCCGCAAGAACUACGGAAAGGGCAUGGUGGCCGUGGGUGGAAUCACAGGAAGAACCAUAGGAACCAACCCGACCAACUCCAAAGUAGUGUUUGCUUUGAUAUUGGUGCUCAACUCCAACCAGGUUAAAGUGUUGUCCAUUCCUGCAUUGCACGAUAUCAAGACUCUGACACUUCCGUAUACCUUGAACAGAAGGUACUCUUCUCACAGCUCGAUCCUGCCCAUGGGAGAUGUGUUUCUGAGAAUCAAUGACACGGAAGCUGCUCUGAUUAACAUCAUGGGACUUCGUGAUACUGGAAAUAACGCUCACGAUGUGAGGCUCUUCAAUAAAGAUCUGGUGAUUCCAAGUCACCCAGCCGUGAACACUAUGCACGUGAUGAUCGGUAACGUCAAGGUGCCAACUUAUGAAGACUUCUGCAUGGUAAUGAGCGGUCCCCAUCGUACCAAGGCUACCCGUGCAGAAGCUCAACUUGCUUUUGCCGUGUCACCUUACAAUCCUGCAAAUAUCAAACUAUUGGGUAAUACGGCCACGCCCUCUUCAGCCUAUUACGACGAAGAGGUUCAGAUGAAGCGUCAAUUGAGCUAUUCUAAGCCAAAGAGCCCACGGACUGGAAAAUGGUUCCCUGGUGUUAAUGCCAGUAUGAGGAAGGCGUAUUACAAUGUGUCAGAUCAGAUAGACACAGCCCAAGAGACGGUCGACGACUAUGCAACUAAGAUGAAGGAUGAGCUGAACGCCGAGACGACUGAGGCCAGAAACGGGCUUCUUUCUGCUUUGGUCAAAACCAAGCUGGGAAUUUGA
This is a messenger RNA of Kuraishia capsulata CBS 1993, 3135 nucleotides long. RefSeq lists its product as uncharacterized. Gene Ontology annotation, molecular function: syntaxin binding; myosin II binding; GTPase activator activity. The record is from RefSeq and is a predicted model, not a curated record. Gene Ontology annotation, cellular component: plasma membrane; cytoplasm. The transcript has a single exon. NCBI's taxonomy places the organism in Eukaryota, Fungi, Ascomycota, Pichiomycetes, Pichiales, Pichiaceae. Gene Ontology annotation, biological process: regulation of protein secretion; establishment of cell polarity; regulation of exocytosis. The coding region runs from base 1 to 3135 and encodes 1044 amino acids.